AUGGAGUUCAACAUUGACGACUUGCCCGUGCUUUUCCCAUAUCCGCAGCAAUAUGCCUACAUGGUGGAUUUGAAAAAAACGCUCGAUGCCGGGGGCAACUGCGUGCUGGAAAUGCCCUCGGGCACAGGGAAGACCGUCACUCUGCUGUCUCUCAUCGUGGCCUACCAGCAGUACUAUCCGUCACACCGCAAGCUUAUUUACUGCUCUCGAACAAUGUCUGAGAUCGAAAAGGCACUGGCAGAACUGAAGUCCUUGAUGAAGUUCCGCACGGAACGGUUGGGGCAUGAAGAAGAGUUCCGGGGUCUUGGUCUGACCAGUCGAAAGAACCUCUGUCUCCACCCAUCCGUAAAACGGGAGAAGAGCGGGAACGUCGUUGAUGCUCGCUGCAGGAGUCUGACGGCCGGGUUUGUCAAGGAGAAGAAGGAGAAGGGGGAGGACGUGGAAGUCUGCGUAUACCACGACAACCUUGAUCUCCUCGAGCCUCAUAACUUGAUUCCCAAUGGCGUCUGGACGUUAGAUGGCCUUUUGCGGUAUGGGGAGCAACACAAACAGUGCCCCUAUUUCACUGCCCGGCGGAUGAUGCAAUACUGCAAUGUCAUUAUCUACUCCUACCACUACCUCUUGGACCCCAAGAUUGCCGAGCGUGUUUCCAAGGACCUGUCCAAAGACUGCAUCGUGGUCUUCGACGAAGCGCAUAACAUCGACAAUGUGUGCAUCGAGUCUUUAAGCACAGAUAUAACAGACGACUCGCUACGGAAAGCCACGAGGGGUGCUCAUAACCUGGAGAACAAGAUCAAUGAGAUGAGAGACUCGGACCAGCAGAAGCUGCAGGACGAGUACGAGAAGCUUGUUGAGGGUCUCAGGGGAGCUGAUGAUGGCCGCCAGGAGGACUCCUUUAUGGCAAAUCCGACCCUCCCAGAAGACUUGCUCAAAGAGGCGGUCCCUGGUAACAUCAGGAGGGCUGAGCAUUUCGUUGCCUUUCUCAAACGGUUCAUCGAGUAUCUGAAGACGCGGAUGAAAGUGCGCCAGGUGAUCUCGGAAACCCCCCCGUCCUUCCUCGCCCAUCUCAAAGAGCAUACCUUCAUCGAGAAAAAACCGCUUCGCUUCUGCGCUGAGCGACUGACGUCGCUGGUGCGGACGCUUGAGCUCACCAACAUCGAGGACUACCAACCUCUGCAAGAAGUCGCUACGUUUGCGACCCUGGUGGCGACCUACGAGAAGGGCUUUCUUCUGAUACUCGAGCCGUUCGAGUCCGACACGGCUGAAGUGCCGAACCCCGUGCUGCAUUUCACCUGUUUGGACGCGGCCAUCGCUAUCAAACCCGUGUUUGACCGCUUCAGCUCGGUCGUCAUCACGUCUGGUACCAUGUCUCCGCUAGAGAUGUACCCCAAGAUGCUCGACUUCCCGACGGUUGUGCAGGAGUCCUACAGCAUGACGCUCGCGCGGCGGUCUUUCCUCCCGAUGAUUGUGACCCGCGGCAGCGACCAGGCGUCCAUCUCGACCAGCUUCCAGGUUCGCAACGAGCCAAGCGUGGUGCGCAACUACGGCAGCCUCCUCACCGAGUUCGCCAAGAUCACGCCCGACGGCCUGGUCGUGUUCUUCCCGUCCUACCUCUACAUGGAGUCCAUCAUCAGCAUGUGGCAAGGAAUGGGCAUCCUCGACGAGGUCUGGAAAUACAAGCUCAUCCUCGUCGAGACGCCCGACGCGCAGGAGACCUCGCUCGCCCUCGAGACCUACCGCACGGCCUGCUGCAACGGCCGCGGCGCCGUGCUCCUCUGCGUCGCCCGUGGCAAGGUGUCCGAGGGCAUCGACUUCGACCAUCAGUACGGUCGCACAGUGCUCUGCAUCGGCGUCCCCUUCCAGUACACCGAAUCCCGUAUCCUCAAGGCGCGCCUCGAAUUCCUACGCGAGACCUACCGGAUCCGCGAGAACGACUUCCUCUCCUUCGAUGCCAUGCGCCACGCUGCGCAGUGUCUGGGCCGCGUGUUGCGUGGCAAGGACGACUACGGCCUGAUGGUGCUCGCCGACCGGCGUUUCCAGCGCAAGCGGCCGCAGCUGCCCAAGUGGAUCAACCAGGCCCUGCUUGACGCCGACGUUAACCUCAGUACCGAUAUGGCGGUCAGCAGCGCGCGGCGGUUCUUGCGGACCAUGGCCCAGCCAUUCCGUGCGCGCGACCAGGAGGGGAUCAGCACGUGGAGCAUGGCGGAUCUGCGGAAGCAUCAGGAGAAGAUGGAUGAGGAUCGGAUCAAGGCGUUGGAGUUGCAGGCGUUGGAGCAGACGCAGCAGCAGGAGCGCGCCGCUGCGCAGAGAAAUGGGAACGAGGAGAGUGAUUAUGAGAUGGAUGAGGAUGAUGAGGCCGAGUUGAUGGCAUUGGAUCGGUAA
This is a messenger RNA of Dichotomopilus funicola, 2382 nucleotides long. RefSeq lists its product as uncharacterized. Lineage: Eukaryota; Fungi; Ascomycota; Sordariomycetes; Sordariales; Chaetomiaceae. The coding region runs from base 1 to 2382 and encodes 793 amino acids. Gene Ontology annotation, molecular function: ATP binding; DNA helicase activity; damaged DNA binding. The record is from RefSeq and is a predicted model, not a curated record. Gene Ontology annotation, cellular component: nucleus. Gene Ontology annotation, biological process: positive regulation of mitotic recombination; nucleotide-excision repair; transcription by RNA polymerase II. The transcript has 10 exons.